ACAUGGAUAUCAACAGGGUUAGCAAUUGAAGAGGCUCAGAUUGCAUUGCUCAUCGAGGUCCGAAGGAUCGGAAGAAGAUCCACCGAGACACAGAGAUUAGACAUCGCCCAUCAAAGAGAUUGGCUCCAAGGCCAGAUAGAUGGAUUUGCUCGGUCUGCUCUAACACAUCUCGGGGAGGGAUUUGAUGCAGAUGAUGAACCUAAAGACUUGGACGUAGACAUUCUAGAUGAUCUCGAUGAUGACCCGGCGGAUUUCACAGAGACAUCUCACACAUGGACAAACUCUCCCGAGCUAACUGUAAUCCCAUUGCCAUCAAACCUGGGGGUUGAUAGAUGCAGACAAUGCAUGGCAAAGGAUCUGAUUCCCCUGGAGAUGUCGCUUCGUGAAGGGCAGGCCAAUGAUGCCCUUCACAAUCUCCGCAUUUACCUUUGCAACAAGGCCAUCCUGUUCCGAACAAUCGUUAGGCAGGCCAAUUCCCAGGCCCUGAAAACUCGAGCUUGGUCCCAGGUGACGUCGGUGCAGCAGGCAGUCUCCCUCCAUGCCAGCAUAUAUACAAAGACAAGGAAGCAAAUGAUGAAACUUGAGCCGGGGCAAGACCAGCUUCAGAAAUACAAACCCCUGCUUCGCGAGCAACUCAAAAUCAGCACUGCAGUGGGUGACCCAAAUGCCCGAGGUCAAUGA
This is a messenger RNA of Suillus fuscotomentosus, 681 nucleotides long. RefSeq lists its product as uncharacterized. The record is from RefSeq and is a predicted model, not a curated record. Lineage: Eukaryota; Fungi; Basidiomycota; Agaricomycetes; Boletales; Suillaceae. The transcript has a single exon. The annotation marks the transcript as partial.